AUGACUGACAUCAUACACGAGCACACCCUUGUGGUUUUAUCUAUCCAAGGAGGUACUCAGAACAAUAACGAAAGACUAGAGAUACACGACAGUGCGCAGGGGACCUACCCAGACAUCCGUGAUUUUAUGAAGAUCGAGAUCCUAAACCUCCCAUACUUCAAUCUCCUCCUCGUAAACUCCCAGCUGAACGCAGAGUACAAGCAAGCCGCCUGCUUCACCGACCUAGAAGCCCGCUGCACAUUCAGCAUCUCCAAUCCAAAUCCUCCGCGCAGGUCUCUCCGCAGAACACCGCCUAUCCGCUCCGUCCAUGAAGUCGCAUUCUGGAGACACGCCUUCCCGCACCACCUCACCUUCGUAUACAUCUGGCCCGCCGACGACAUCUCCUGGCAAACGCCCGACACCGUCUCCGUAGCCGACUCGCUCUCCCCAUCGCGCCUGAAGACCUUCCGCGUGUUCCAGCGCUCCCGCUGCGACUACUUGACCCGCCCUGACCAGUCUCCCGUCUCGCCGUUGCACUUCGCGCCCAGCCCACGCAUCUUGCGCUUUCUGCCCAAGAUGCCGUCGCAGGUGGGUCGGCUGCACAUGAUUCAGCUUGGCGAGGGUUUGCGAUAUGGACAAGGAGUGCGUGGGUCAACGCAGAUCGCUGGUGAGACGGUGAGUGUGCACGACGUUCGCCGCAUUGGGGUGUAUGCGUAUGGGAACGGAGAUAGGAAGGCGCUGAGGCGGUUGUGGACGCGGGACGAGGUGCUUGCGUUGGAUGAUGCGUUUUCCCCGUGUAUAGGUUAUGGGCCGGAGGCGUUGGGGGUGGUGACGCCGGAAGUGAGGAAGGUCUGUGAAGUGCUACCUGGUAUGCUGACAGGGUGGAAGGAGAAGCGGCGGGUAUAG
Molecule: messenger RNA, 885 nt
Organism: Boeremia exigua
Lineage: Eukaryota; Fungi; Ascomycota; Dothideomycetes; Pleosporales; Didymellaceae
Exons: 2
Coding region: 1-885 (294 amino acids)
Source: RefSeq, a predicted model, not a curated record